AUGGCCCUCGUCGGCAUCUCACAGAUGCAUAGACCCCAGACCUUGCUGAUACGCGCUGUCCUGUCAACAUCAGCACUUCGCUUAAACGAGAGCCUGACACGAAGCUGUCUCCAACGGUCUAUCACCACCCCCUCCCCAUCUAGCCAGAAGCCUUCGCCUCGUGCUCAGUUGCACCCGAAAGGUCUACAGUGCACAAGUUGCGGUGCACAAUAUAGUACUGGCAGCUGGUAUGGGAGAGUAGGCGGACCAACCUGUCGGCAUUGCUAUGUGCGCCAAAGAACAGAACGAAUCAAAUCCGCCGGUAUGAAGUGUUUGGACUGUGGGAAAGACAGCCUUUACUGGUACACACACCCGAGUGGACCAGUGCAACGAUGUUUGAGUUGCUAUCGCCGAGCGAAAUUGGAACAAGAUACACUCUCUGGUCGGGUGUGCCGGGAUUGCGGUACUGGCAAAACACAUAAAUGGUUCUCGCACCCCGACGGUGAUGACUUCUCGAGAUGUUCCCCGUGCUAUCGACGCGCUCAGUUGGAAGCCGCCACACCCGCUGGUCGCGUCUGUCGGAGUUGUGGAACAGGCAAGACAAGUCAAAUUUGGCUCAGCCAUUCAAAUAGGGACGGAUCUUAUCUAUGCAAUGCGUGUUACCUACGUGCGUGGAAACGUCGCGCGGUGGUAAACGCCACACUCGCUGGUCGCGUCUGUCGGAGCUGUGGAACAGGCAAGACAAGUCAAUGGCAUCCAGAUAGGGACGGAUCUCAUCUAUGCAACGCGUGUUACCUACGUGCGUGGAGACGUCGCGUGUUGGUCAAGGAGCACUCGGCGAAGUCGAUAGAACAGGGGGAUGUGAAACGGGCCUCCGAGGAUGGGGAGCGGAAUACAAUCCUUCAUAGUGAUCCAAUCAAGUUCGACCGCUAA
This is a messenger RNA of Peniophora sp. CBMAI 1063, 912 nucleotides long. Lineage: Eukaryota; Fungi; Basidiomycota; Agaricomycetes; Russulales; Peniophoraceae. The record is from the annotation of a GenBank genome assembly.